Monodelphis domestica (gray short-tailed opossum) is the source of this 14227-nucleotide messenger RNA. RefSeq names its product chromodomain helicase DNA binding protein 9 (gene CHD9). NCBI's taxonomy places the organism in Eukaryota, Metazoa, Chordata, Mammalia, Didelphimorphia, Didelphidae. The record is from RefSeq and is a predicted model, not a curated record. Gene Ontology annotation, molecular function: ATP binding; protein binding.
AGUCGCCCCUUUCUUCUUAUUUUUCUUGGUAUUUUGGGGCUUCUGUGGUUCUGUGGAGUUUGCCAUUUCUGAAUGUGGAGGAUUAGUUUUUCUUGUCUCUGUCUGGUGUUCAGAGGCAGUCCUGGGCAGAUGGUUCUAUGAGCUUUCCCUGGGUUAAACUGAAUAUGCCUCACUGGAACUGGAAUGGAAGGGUCGGACCACGAGGCCACACUCUCCCCCCCGGCUCGCUUUCCGGAAGUUGCCUUCAGAAUCGCUGGCCGUGAGGCUGUUUCGUCAGCCUGCGGGGGGAUGGGCUGCAGCUAGCCCAAGCUCUGAGGGCAAGGACUUUCACUGAGACUUGGAUAGCAGGAUCCAGCCUGUGAGGCUGUCUUGCCCGCCCUGAGGGUUGCUGUUGUUUCGACCAGCUCUCUGCAGCGGAAGCCCCAGGCAGUAACUUUCACCGGGACUGUAGAAGGCCCUGAGGGUUCUGCUCUCUGAGCCCGACCGGGCUGCGGCUUCCGGGAGCCUUGGAUUCUGCGCUCCUACCCCUGAGGUCCGAGUGAUCUCGGGUUCUGGCUUUUAAGGGGAGCCGUACCUUUUGAACCGGGUCCAGGUCCAGGAGGAGGGUUCCCAGGGUCUGUGCUGUUGAUCGUUUUGAAUUUCGGCGCCUUAGGAGCUUAUCGUUUGAGAUCGGUCGGGAAGGGUUUUCCGGAGAUCUGAGCUUUAGCUUUCUCUAAGCCGCCAUCUUAACCGGAAGUCCCAGUUGUUAUUUUAAAAUAUGGUCCACUAGAAAGUAUCUUUUUAAAAAACUUUCCUUCUUAUACUUUUAUGAAAGUAUGUUACAUUGUAGAUUAUUCUUCUUUUAAAAGUUGUAGAGUGGGGAAAGAAGACAUGAAUCAGAAUUAUCUUGGUCACAAUUUUUAGUAAUAAUUUUAAGAUGUUUUUCUCCCAAGCUUUUGGAAUCCUCUUGUCUUUCAAAUAAUUUGAGAACUGAUCAAAUAAUUUCUCCACUGUACAAUUUUGAGUUGAGGAAUCCUCAGAAUUGUCUCUAGCAUUGAUCUUCUCUGUGAACAUUUAAUCUAAUCUAAUCAUUUCUAGUUCCCUUGCUGCUUAUCUAGGUCAUUGAUGUUAGAUGCCAGAUGUGGUGAUUCCACUAUCUUUGCUAUAAGAAAUCCUUUUGUGUUUGUUUUUUUUUAUUGUUUUCCAUUGAUUUCCUGCCUGCCUUCAGUUUUAUUCUGAAAUGCCUUCAGGAUGACCUGGUUCAAUUGAGUAUCCCACUUAGCUUUCAUUAAACUUAUUUUUCUCUCCACUACUUCUUAUUAUAACUAAAGUGAUUUUUGUUUAUAGUCUACUCCUCUUUUGCUCCAUAAAUACAAAUGUUGCUUUUUUCAUACUUUUGCCUUAUCAUACUUCUCUGUUUGGUAGGAAGAUAAAGUGUUAGUUAACUAAAGUGGUUUCUGGGACUUUUGUUCUCCUUGUUAUAGCAAUUGAUUUAUACUGGUUAAGCUUAUUUAAGACACUAUUAUAAUCUAUAUAAUAAUAUAUGUAAUAUGAGGGAGUUGUGAAUAGAUAGCUGCUAUUUUGAAGAGGAUUUAGGGGAUAUAGUGGACUGAAAGCUCAAUAUGGAUCAGUAGUGUGAGGUGACAGCCAAAUAAAGCAAAUGCAGUCUUGGGUAUAACUUUUAGAAACAAGGAAAGGAUAAUCCUACUAUAUUUUGCCCUUCCAAGGCUGGUUUAUUUUAUUCAGUUUCAGUCACACAGUUUAAGAACACUAAUAAAAAACCAUAGGGUACCUAGGAAAGGGCAACCAAGAUGACAAAUGACCUUAGGUGGAUAACCUAUAAGGAUCCAUUGGGGGAAAAAAAACUGGGUAUGUUCAGCUUUCAAAAAAAGAAGAAAAAGACUGAGGGUUAGGAGAUGACAUGGUAGGUUUGAAGGAUUGUCAUAUAGAAGAAAGAUUGUACUUGUUCUUUUUGGCCCCAGUAUGUGAAACCAGGAGCAACAGGUAGAAGUUACAAAGCUCCCAAUUUAGGCUUGGAGUCAGGAGGAACUUCUAAUAAUAAGAGCUGUUCAAAAGUGUCAGUGUCUCUUCAAACAGAAGUUGGACAACUGUUUUUCAGGUAUGUUACAUUGGAGAUUCCUGUUGUGUAUGGGUUAGACUAGAUAGCCACUGAAGUCCCUGUAAUGAUGUGAUUUUGUGACAAUACUAUUCCUACGGCCUCUUCCAGUUAAGUCCUCUGAUCCAUUGUCUAGCAGAUUAUUGGAAAUGAUAGCUAAUUGGAAGCAAGUUCCAGAUUAGAGGUAGGGGUCUAGAAGUGAAGGUGUGAAUUAAGUUACCAAAGGAGAAAAUAAAAAGAGAUAGAAGAAAAUAAGAUUGAUGAAACCUUGGGAAAUGACUACACCCUAAGGUAUAGGAAAAGGAAGAUUUGCCCUCAUAGGAAUGGUCAGUGUGUUAUUUUAAAAUUAGCACUAUCCAUUUCAUUCAGUUUUUAUAUGUAUGACAGUAGGGGAUUAGUAAAGAAUAAGUAGCUACUCUAUCAGUUAUCAUAAGAGAAACAAUUGGACAACUUAAUUACUCAAAUCCUUCAGACUCUGAAUAUAGGCUUAUGGUCAAAGUGUAAUUAAAUUUUUAAAAAGUUUAUUAAUAUCAGCUGUGAAUUCCUUCUUUUAAGUUGUUGCUAUCAGGAAAACAAUUCAAUACUUAAAAAUUAUUUUAAGAGGACAAUUAUACUUUAAGUGAAAUUUUGUAAAAUAAAUAUAUUACCAGUGAAUAAAACUAAGAUAAGGGCAGGUAGGUGGCACAGUGGAUAGAAUGCUACUCCUAGAGUUAGGAAUCAUGAGUUUAAAUGUGACCUUAGAUACUUACUAACUCUAUGACCCUGGAUAAGUUUCUUAACCCUGUUUGCAUCAGUUCCUCGUCUGUGAAAUCAGCUGGAGAAGGAAAUGCCAAACCACUUAGUAUCUUUGUCAAGAAAACUCCAAAUAGGUUCAUAAAAAGUCAGUGUAGCUGAAAACUACUGAGCAACAUCAACAAAAAAUAAAACUGUAUAGGUAAUGUGGUAUAGUAAGAAGCAAAUGAUAUGGAAGGAAAGUCAAAAGGCCAGAUUUUGAGGCUUUCCUCACCUUUUGAAGAAGGACCCUAGGCAUACCACUUAAUUUUUAAGCUUUAGUUUCCUCAGCUUUUAAAUAAAGAAAUUACUUAUACCACUUAUACUACUGGAUUGUUGUGUAGAAAGUCAAACAGUUCUGUAUGUAAAAUGUUUCAUAAACAUAAAAUUCUCAAAGAUAAGAUCACAGAUUUAGAGCUAGGAGAUUCUGUAGAGGUCCUAAAACCUAAUGCUCUAAUUUUAUAGAUGAAGAACUUGAGGCCAAGAGAGGUUGUCAUUUGCUCAGUUAUAUAGUAAGUAUUUGAGGCCAGCAGGUUUGCACAGGAUUAUAAAUUUAGUGUUAAAACAAAUCUUAGAAGGUGAGUCCCCCUGGUUAACAGGUAAGGAAACUGAGGUAAAAGAGGUUAUAUGACUUGCUAAAGGUCAUAUAGCUAGUACAUUUUUGAUAUGGGAUUGGAAUUUAGGGCUUCCUGACUCCAAACCAAAUAAUCUUUCCACUGUUCCAUAGUAAACACAAAUAUUCCUGAUGUCAAGUCCAAUGAUCUAUUUUUAGAGUAGUAAAUUGUUUUUCAAAUUAAAAAAAAAGGUUAAACUUCUAACACUGCACAAAAUUAUUGUUUUAGUAUUUAUACAGAUAAUAAACAUUUUUCAGAUUUCAUCUUUUUCUGUCUGGUUAACAUUUCAGAAUUACAUUAUGGCAUUCCUUGUUUAAGCCCUUAAAGUUUGUACAUUUUGAACAUUUUUCAUGGUGUUGCUUUUGGUGUUUUUUAAAGUUCUUAGAUAUCUGACCAGCCAAAACAAACAAAUGGGGGUUUUACCAGAUGUUUCUUUUUAUUAGCAUGUUCAGUUAGGCCACUAGUCUUUGGAUUUGUCACUUCCAAGGAGUAUUAUUUAGUAAAAUGUCCUGUAAAACAGAGAAGUUUAUAGAAUGGCAGCUACUGGUGAAAUAUGAUCCUACAUAUUAGGCUUUGUACUGUAUUGCGAAGAGUUGAGCCCUGUGCUGUUUGCCAGGAAACUGAAUAACAGAAACAGUAGCUUCCAGGCUAUUGGCCUCCUGAAUACAUACUUAGGGGUGAAGGGUGAACAGGAAGUGGAUUCCAGGAAGGCGGAGAAAAAAGGGUGUUGAGUUAGGGAGCAUAUCAUUCAACAGCAGUUGGUGAGAAAUUCGUGGAUUAUUGCAGAAUGUGAAGAUCAUGUGGUAUCCAAUCCAAAUUAAACACCUCCUUCCUCCAAAAAGACUGAUGGUUCUGGUAUGUAUGCAAAGUUACAGAAUACCCAGGUGAGAGCCAUGUCUGAGAAGAAGCAGAAAAGAAAGGUGGAAUCAGAAAGCAAGCAAGAAAAGGCUAAUCGUAUUAUAUCAGAGGCAAUAGCGAAAGCAAAGGAACGAGGAGAACGAAACAUUCCUCGAGUAAUGAGCCCUGAAAACUUUCCCAGUGUUUCAGCUGAAGGAAAAGAAGAAAAGAAAGGUAGAAGAAUGAAGUCUAAGCCAAAAGACAAGGAAAGCAAGAAAACAAAAACUUGUUCUUCAACCAAGUUAAAAGAGAAGACAAAAAUUGGGAAGCUCAUUAUUACUUUGGGUAAGAAGCAAAAAAGAAAGAAUGUGUCUUCAGAUGAAAUGUCUGAUGCUGAGCAGAUUUCACAGCGUCCAUUCAAAGAUGAAGAUUCUCAACUUCUUAUCCAAUGGAGAGUAGUGGCUCAAGGCUCCUGGGCUGCUGCAAGAGUUGAGAAGAGAAGAUCGAAUCGCCAAGUUAAAAGGAAGAAGUAUGCGGAAGAUACAGAAGGAAAACAGUCGGAAGAAGAAGCAAAAGUUUCUGUGAAAAUCAAAAAAAGUUCAGCUUCUUUACCUGCUGAACAACCUUUGCAGUUAUUUGUGGAGAAUCCAAGUGAAGAAGAUGCUGCAAUUGUGGACAAAAUACUGUCUUCAAGGAUUGUAAAGAAGGAAAUAUCACCUGGAAUGAUGAUUGAUGCAGAAGAAUUUUUUGUGAAAUACAAGAAUUACUCCUAUCUUCACUGUGAGUGGGCCACAGAACAACAACUUCUAAAAGAUAAAAGAAUACAGCAAAAAAUCAAAAGAUUCAAAUUGAGACAAGCACAACGAGCACAUUUUUUUGCAGAUAUGGAAGAAGAACCUUUUAAUCCUGACUAUGUUGAAGUAGAUAGAGUGUUAGAAGUUUCAUUUUGUGAAGAUAAGGACACUGGUGAGCCUGUAAUUUACUACUUAGUAAAAUGGUGUUCAUUGCCAUAUGAAGAUAGUACAUGGGAACUGAAAGAGGAUGUAGAUCAAGCAAAAAUAGAAGAAUUUGAACAAUUGCAAGCCUCAAGGCCUGAUUCUAGGCACUUGGAUCGUCCUCCUCCUAACACUUGGAAAAAAAUAGAGCAUUCCAGAGAAUAUAAAAAUGGCAACCAACUCAGGGAAUAUCAAUUAGAAGGACUCAACUGGCUCUUGUUUAAUUGGUACAAUAGACGAAACUGCAUUUUAGCUGAUGAAAUGGGCCUUGGCAAAACAAUUCAAUCAAUAACAUUUCUCUACGAAAUACUUCUGACCGGUAUACGAGGCCCUUUUCUGAUCAUUGCACCACUUUCAACUAUUACAAACUGGGAGAGAGAAUUUCGCACAUGGACUGAUCUUAAUGUUGUGGUAUAUCAUGGGAGCCUGGUUAGCAGGCAGAUGAUACAGCAAUAUGAGAUGUACUUCAGGGACUCACAGGGGCGUAUUAUUAGAGGAGCAUACAGGUUCCAGGCCAUAAUCACCACUUUUGAAAUGAUUCUGGGAGGCUGUGGAGAGCUCAAUGCAAUUGAAUGGCGAUGUGUGAUUAUUGAUGAAGCGCAUAGGUUAAAGAAUAAAAAUUGCAAACUCCUAGAAGGUCUGAAACUCAUGAAUCUGGAGCACAAGGUGCUUUUGACUGGUACACCACUUCAGAAUACAGUUGAAGAACUAUUCAGUCUUCUUCAUUUCCUUGAACCCUUACGAUUUCCCUCUGAAUCUACAUUCAUGCAAGAAUUUGGGGAUCUUAAAACAGAAGAACAGGUACAAAAACUUCAAGCCAUUUUAAAACCAAUGAUGCUGAGAAGAUUAAAAGAAGAUGUAGAAAAGAAGUUGGCUCCUAAAGAAGAAACCAUAAUUGAAGUAGAACUUACUAAUAUUCAGAAGAAAUAUUAUCGGGCUAUCUUGGAAAAGAAUUUUGCAUUUUUAUCCAAAGGAGCAGGACAAGCUAAUGUACCUAAUUUAGUUAACACUAUGAUGGAACUCAGAAAAUGCUGUAACCACCCUUAUCUUAUCAAAGGUGCUGAAGAGAAGAUUCUUGGGGAAUUUAAAGAGUCACAUAAUCCAGCUGCUCCUGACUUUCAUCUUCAAGCAAUGAUCCAGUCUGCUGGCAAAUUGGUUCUCAUUGAUAAGCUUCUUCCAAAAAUGAAAGCAGGUGGGCAUAAAGUGCUUAUCUUCUCUCAGAUGGUGCGCUGCCUUGACAUUUUGGAAGAUUAUCUCAUACAUAAGAGGUAUUUGUAUGAGCGAAUUGAUGGAAGAGUUAGAGGAAAUCUUCGACAAGCUGCCAUAGAUCGGUUUAGUAAGCCUGAUUCAGACAGAUUUGUAUUCCUUUUAUGCACACGUGCUGGUGGUCUGGGCAUUAAUUUAACUGCAGCCGAUACAUGCAUCAUUUUUGAUUCUGACUGGAAUCCUCAAAAUGACCUCCAGGCCCAAGCUCGAUGUCACAGGAUUGGUCAAAACAAAGCAGUCAAAGUCUACAGAUUAAUAACUCGUAACUCUUAUGAAAGAGAGAUGUUCGACCGGGCAAGCCUAAAAUUGGGUCUAGAUAAGGCUGUGUUACAGAGCAUGAGUGGAAGAGAAAAUAGUGUUGGUGGUAUUCAGCAAUUGUCCAAAAAGGAAAUAGAAGAUCUACUUCGAAGGGGUGCAUAUGGUGCCAUUAUGGAUGAAGAAGAUGAAGGUUCUAAAUUCUGUGAAGAGGACAUUGAUCAAAUUUUACAGCGUCGUACAAAAACAAUCACAAUUGAAUCUGAAGGAAGAGGCUCAACAUUUGCCAAGGCAAGUUUUGUGGCUUCUGGGAACCGGACUGAUAUUUCCUUAGAUGAUCCCAACUUUUGGCAGAAAUGGGCAAAGAAAGCAGAAAUUGAUAUAGAUGCUCUCAGUGGCAGAAACAGCUUAGUUAUUGACACUCCAAGGAUCAGAAAACAAACAAGACCUUUUAGUGCCACAAAAGAUGAAUUGGCUGAAUUGUCUGAAGUUGAAAGUGAAGGAGAUGAUAAGCCCAAACUCCGUAGACCAUGUGACCGUUCCAGUGGCUAUGGAAGAACAGAAUGCUUUCGAGUGGAGAAAAACCUGCUCGUUUAUGGGUGGGGUCGAUGGAGAGAGAUUCUAGCUCAUGGUCGAUUUAAAAGACAACUAAACGAACAUGAUGUGGAAAUCAUUUGCCGAGCCCUUUUAGCAUAUUGCCUUGUUCACUACCGAGGAGAUGAGAAGAUUAAGGGUUUCAUAUGGGAUCUCAUUACCCCUACGGAAGAUGGGCAAACAAGAGAAUUGCAAAAUCAUCUAGGUCUGUCAGCUCCUGUCCCCAGGGGCCGAAAAGGGAAGAAAGUGAAAACUCAAGCAAGCACGUUUGAUAUCCAUAAAGCAGAAUGGCUUCGAAAAUAUAAUCCUGAGCAUCUGCUACAAGAUGAAGGCUAUAAAAAACACAUAAAACAUCAUUGUAAUAAGGUUUUACUUCGAGUGAGGAUGCUGUAUUAUUUAAAACAAGAAGUUAUUGGUAAUGAGUUCCAGAAAGUAUUUGAUGGAGUUGAAGCAAGUGACAUUGAUGUUUGGGUCCCUGAGCCAGACCAUUCUGAAGUCCCUGCUGAGUGGUGGGAUCUUGAUGCUGAUAAAUCUCUCCUUAUUGGUGUUUUUAAACAUGGUUAUGAAAAGUACAACACAAUUAGAGCAGACCCAGCUCUGUGUUUCUUGGAACGAGUAGGAAAACCUGAUGAAAAAGCAGUUGCUGCUGAACAGAGAGCAAAUGAUUACAUGGAUGGGGAUGUGGAAGACCCAGAAUAUAAACCAGCUCCAGCUAUGUUUAAAGAUGACUUAGAGGAUGAUGUUUCAUCACCAGGUGAUCUUGUAAUAGCAGAUGGAGAUGGCCAAAUGAUGGAAGGAGACAAGAUUUAUUGGCCUACUCAGUCUGCUUUAACCACACGCUUGCGCCGCCUCAUAACUGCAUAUCAGCGGACCAGUAAAAAUAGACAAGCCCAACAAAUCCAGCCAGCAUUCUCAGUACAGGCCAAUGUGAUGCAGACUCCUUAUGAAGAAGCUGCUCUUAACCCUAAAAUAGCUGCCAAAAUUGAGAGACAGCAGAGAUGGACGAGAAGAGAGGAAGCUGACUUUUAUAGAGUUGUGUCUACUUUUGGAGUGGUAUUUGAUCCUGACAGAGGACAGUUUGACUGGACAAAAUUUAGAGCCAUGGCUAGACUGCACAAGAAAACAGAUGAUAGUUUGGAGAAGUAUUUAUAUGCUUUUAUGUCCAUGUGCAGGAGAGUUUGCCGCCUUCCUUCCAAAGAAGAAUUGGUGGACCCAAGUAUUUUUAUCCAACCCAUCACAGAGGAGCGUGCUUCUAGGACUUUGUAUCGAAUUGAGCUUCUAAGGAAAGUACGAGAACAGGCUCUCCGACAUCCACAACUGUUUGAACGUUUAAAGCUUUGUCAGCCAAAUCCAGAUUUGCCCGUCUGGUGGGAGUGUGGCACUCAUGACAGAGAUUUGCUUAUUGGAGCAGCCAAGCAUGGGGUUAGCAGGACAGACUAUCACAUUCUUCGUGAUCCUGAACUCUCAUUUAUGGCAGCUCAGAGGAACUAUAGUCAAAAUAAAAUGACUCAUUCAAGAACUUCUACUCCACUUAUUCAGCAGUAUCAGAUGGCACUGUCUGCUUCCCCUCUUGCUUCUCAAUCAAGGUUACUGGAUGCUAAAGGGAAUACCCUUGAUGAUACAAAAGUUAAAAAUGAAAGCCUUAAAGAAGAGCCUCAGUCUUCUGGAGAGGAAUCUGUGUCUUCCGAGGAAAUUAGAACAGGAAUAAAAUCUGAACCUUUAAGCCCAAAGAAUGGUGUUUUGCCACAGACUACUGGAGACCCAAAGUCUGCUGGAAAGGUUGAAACAGAUAGGCGCAUGGUUGCAGCCAGGACAGAACCCCUAACUCCAAACCCAGCUUCCAAGAAACAGAGAGUCAGUAAAAGGGGAUCUGAGUCUAGCUCUGAUUCGGACUCAGAUUCUGACAGAUCUUCUUGUUCUUCUAGAUCAUCAUCUUCUUCCUCCUCUUCUUCCUCCUCUUGUUCCCACUCUCGAUCUGGAUCUAGCUCUUCAUCAUCUUCAUCUUGUUCUUCAGCAUCUUCUUCAUCCUCUUCUUCUUCUUCUUCUUCCUCCUCUUCUUCUUCCUCAUCAGAAGACAGUGAUAGUGAAGAAGAAGCACAGAAGCGAGAAGGCACCACUCAUAUGAAAUCAUAUGAUGAGGAAAGUGUUGCAUCACUAAGCACUAUACAAGAUGAGACUCAGGAUAGUUUUCAGAUGAACAACGGAACACCAAAUUCUGCUUACAUCUUACAAGGUGGAUACAUGCUGGCUGCUUCUUAUUGGCCAAAGGAUCGGGUGAUGAUUAAUCGGUUAGACAGUAUUUGUCAAACAGUCCUGAAAGGAAAGUGGCCAUCAGCCCGGAGGGGUUACGAGGGAAAUGCAGUUGCAUCUUUCUACACAACCAAGCUUCUGGAUAGCCCAGGUGCUGCUGCAGACACUGGCGAGCCCUGCGUGCUGACUCCUCCAAGUGCAGGGGCAAGAGAAGAGCGUGACCAGUCCACACAGAUGUCAAAGGUGAAGAAGCAUGUACGAGAAAAGGAGUUUACAGUGAAAAUCAAUGACGAAGGUGGUUUGAAGUUGACCUUUCAAAAGCAAGGACUUUCUCAGAAAAGGCCACUUGAAAAUGAAGAUGGUUUACUAGGACAGCAGCAGUACCUGGCACGGCUUCGGGAACUUCAAAAUGCUUCAGAGACCAGCCUUGUCAAUUUUCCAAAGUCCAUGCCAGUAUCGGGUACUUCUAGUCAGCCAGCUAUGGGUGCCAAUGGAGUGAUAUUAGAAAACCAGCCCAUAGUCAAAAAAAGGAGAGGAAGAAGGAAGAAUGUGGAAGAUGUUGACAUUCUCCUAUUAAAUAGAAAUAAACCACCUAAUCAUGUUACUGUAGGCAUUGCCACCUCACAAAUUACUCCAGGAAUAAAUCCAGCACUGUCUUAUGCCCAAUCUCAAGGGAUACUUGAUGUAGAAAAUCCAGUUCCAGUAAUUAAUCUGAAAGAUGGAACAAGACUUGCAGGAGAUGAUGCACCCAAAAGGAAGGAUUUAGAAAAAUGGCUUAAGGAGCAUCCAGGUUAUGUGGAAGAUUUAGGAGCCUUUAUUCCUCGAAUGCAGCUUCAUGAUGGGAGACCUAAGCAAAAAAGACAUCGCUGCAGAAACCCCAACAAACUAGAUGUUAAUAGUCUCACUGGAGAAGAACGUGUUCAGUUGAUUAACAGAAGAAAUGCCAGAAAGGUAGGAGGUGCAUUUGCUCCUCCUUUGAAAGAUUUAUGUAGAUUCCUGAAAGAAAAUUCUGAAUAUGGGGUCGCUCCUGAAUGGGGAGAUGUUGUUAAACAGUCUGGAUUUCUUCCUGAAAGUAUGUAUGACCGUAUUCUUACUGGUCCUGUUGUUCGAGAAGAAGUAAGCAGACGGGGGAGACGGCCUAAAAGUGAGAUUGCCAAGGCAACAGCAGCAGCGGCAGCUGCAACAGCAGCAAAUGUGUCUGGCAAUCCUUUGCUAGGCAAUGGAUUGCUCCCAGGUGUGGAUCUGACCACUCUUCAGGCCUUACAACAAAACCUACAAAACCUUCAGUCACUACAAGUAACUGCAGGGUUGAUGGGGAUGCCUGCCAGCCUAUCUGGUGGAGAAGUAAAUAAAAACAUGGCUGCUAUGUUUCCAAUGCUUUUGUCAGGGAUGACAGGAUUACCAAAUUUACUAGGCAUGGGAGGACUCCUGACAAAACCUGCAGAAUCUGUGGCAGAAGAAAAAAAGGCAAACGACUCCAAGGAGCCAGAUGGAAGAAAAGAAAGGACAGAAAGCCAAAACUCUGACAAUGUCGGAGAAAACUCUGUAUCGAGUUCUCCUUCAACUUCCUCUUCUGCUGCAUUAAAUACUGCUGCAGCUGCCAAUCCCUUAGCUCUUAACCCAUUACUAUUGUCCAAUAUACUUUAUCCAGGGAUGCUUCUCACUCCAGGCCUUAAUCUUCAUAUCCCAGCUUUGUCCCAGUCCAAUAUUUUUGAUGUACAGAACAACAAAAACAAUGACCUAGACUCAGCCAAGCCUGUAGAGGAAAAGGAGGAAGAUUCCAGGGUUAGAGAUCAGGAAGAAAAAGGGGAAACUGAACCAAGUUCUCUCAAUGAAAACAGCACAGAUGAGGGUUCAGAAAAAGCAGAUGCUUCAUCGGGAUCUGAGAGUACAUCAUCAUCAUCUGAGGAGUCAGAUUCUAGUAAUGAAGACUGACCCCAGACUCUGCACUUAAAUUAUGAACUGAUUUUGAAUUUAUUCUUUAAUUAUUCAUUGUAAAUAUCCCAGUGUUGAGUGCAUCGAUAACUUACUGACCGAACAUUUCAGUAUUUGUUUAGAAGUGCAAACUGCUUUCAGAGACAUUUUGCAUGUAAUAUUUCUUGAAAUUCAUAAGUUUCUGAACUUGUAUGUACUAUCAAAUACACAAUGGUGUAAAAUUACAACAAAAGGCAUUAUAAUUUUGUUGGGGGGUUAAUUUUAUGGAAAUUAUGCUCAAUGAGAGCUGUAUAUUUAAUAUAUUUGCAAUGAACACAGAAUACUUUAUGCACAUUACUGAUUUAAUUUGAAUAUAGUUUUACAGCCUCCUUGACACCUAUAAUUUACAGAUCAAAACUCAGCAAUAAUUUGGGCAGCUAAUGAAUGUCAUGAAAGCUGUAGAAUCUACAUCAUCAUCCAUUGCUUUAAUUACAUGAAAAUGCUCUAGUGUUGUGAUGCACUGCUGAUGUUUCCAAUUCAGGUACAAGUGUGUUUAAAAGAAGAGAUAAGAUUCCCAAUCAGCCAGUUAGUCUGGCUACCUGUUACCUCAGCUGAGUUAGUUUAGGAAGUUUACAUUCAUUCAUUUCUAAUUCUGUACUUCUUUUCAGGGUUUUUUAAAAGAGGAAAAAAACACACAUCCUGUAUAUCAUGUUAAUCUGGCAAAGUGACUUGUUUUGCUUAGUCAAAACUCUGAUCCCAGUGAAGGCAAGUCAGUAUAAAAAUAAUUCUAUGUCAUGUGACUUUUGGCACCCUAUAGACCUACUUAGUUUGAACAUUGUGGACUUUGGGCCUCCUUCAGAAAUAAUCAUGUUGAGGUGCAGUAGUGUCUGUUUCUAGGGGUCAAAAAAAGCAAAUUCAUGAAGUGCCACUGACAAGAACUUUCAACACUGCAUACUUCAUGUAAAAGAAAUUGUUUGUUUGCUUCGUUUGUGUAGAUUUCUAUUUGUGUUUUAUGUCAUUAAACUCUUAAGAAAUUACCAGGUAAUAUUGGUAAAGAAAAGGCAGAUUGCCUAAAUUUAUUUUGAGUUUCUAGGUUUAAUCAGACUAAACGUUGCCCAGAAUCAGUGUUGGGUUAUCAGUUCAUAUAAAAUAUGCUGAGUUGCCCAGUUUGAAAAUGCACUUUGAAUAGUAACAAAAAAAAUACAAAUAAUACCUAUAAAACACAAAAAAAGGAAGCCCAAGGCUUCCAUUUAACAGUCCUUAAAACCCUUUUCUUUAAAAAAAAAUCUGUCCAAUGUUUCAUGUGUGAUAUGACUCUUUCUGCUUAAGCUGCUAUUACUCUUGACAUGGUAGAGGUCCAUGUUCACACUCAAGUCCAUAUGAACUUAAAUCGAGUUUAGAAUCUCAUUUGAGGCCCAACAAGAGUAAAUGUUUAAAAUAACACAGGCAUAGAUACUAGUGUACAUCAAUGAUAACAUUUGCAAAGGAUUAAAUUUUGGGGGUAACAAAUUGCCCCAAAACACUUCUCACAUUAAAUGAACCCUUUUAUAUUUUGAUAGAGUUCUGUUGUUUUGUCACAAAGUAAACUUUUAUAUUGGGUUUUACUAUGACCUUUACCAGGAAAUUAUAACUUUAUAUGUAAAAUAAUUAUCCCCAUUAUUAGAGAAGCAGUAUUACAUGUAAUUACAAAUUAUAUAAGUUCCAUUGGGAUUGUAUUGAUUAUUGUAUUUUCCCACUAUCGUAUUUUGAUUCGAUGGCCCUUUAUGCAAUGUCUUAGCAAUAGUGAAUAUCAUACCCAUCCAAGAGAAGUGGGUAGCAGUUCUUCAUCAUGAAAAGGAUAUAUUACAUAUUUAAUAUUUUCCCUUUGCAGUAUUGCACUUUUGUUUAACUAGAAUACACCUAUGAAAUAGCCAAAGUUUUCAAAAAGUUAUUAAACUUAGUUUGCCGAUGGAGUAUUUCAACACCAUCAUUUCUUCCUCUUCCCUUCAUGUUCCCUUUUAUUCCCUUUCCUCAUCUUCUCUACCCCCCCAAAAAAAAGUCCUAAAUCUUGUCACUAAAACCUAAUUUAUAUCAAAUUUAUGAGAUAAAGUAUUUUCCUAAUUAUGGUCGAGUGAGUUUGGUUAACAUCCUAGUGAUUCUCUUUCUAUGUAAUAAGGCAAUUACAGAUUUAAAGCAUUAAGGCUAAUACUGAUUUUGAACAUGUUCUAUUGGGUUUCAAGGCACUUAAAAUUGGUAUCAAUUGGCAAAAAGUUGUCUAGCUAUCAGCCAAACAACAUGCAAAUAUGAUUGUAUAAAGUUAAGGGUCUAAGGAAAAUUCAAUAGAAUUACACUAAUACUGACGUUCCAGUUGAAAAGAUAUCCAAGUGUGUGUUGGUAGUUACUAAAAGAAUUAUAGCUGUUAUUGCCUUGUAUUUAUAUCCCUUGUUUCAGGCUUCAUGAUCCAAGUCUUAGUCCAGUUUUUCUUUUGGACAUUUCAAAUAUUUGCCAGUUGUGUUCUGUGUAGUCUGAAUUUGCUUUCUGUAGUUGAAAAAAAUGUCUUAAAAAGUCAUUUGUAAUUUAUUGAAUUACUUUCUAUGAUGUUCUAUAGAGCAAAUGGAAGUUUAAUUAUUUUUUAUUAAACAUAUUCUUUGACUACC